AUGAUCCGCUUCGACGCUUUGCCACCCGAAGUCAUGCAGGCUAUGUGCACCCCGAUGCACCAGAUUCUCGCCCCGGCAGCAUCACCAACGAGUCCAGGGCAAUUCUCUGGGUCCCUCUAUCUGGGGUCUCUCGCGGCCGUCAUGGAUAAAGAGCUGCUGCGUCAACAUAAUAUCACACACAUCGUCCACGUUCUCGAUGCACCUUGGCUUCCCUUGUCCGACAAUGAAGGAUUCAACGGGUACAAGAUUUCUAUCCUCGACCACGACGCAGAGGACCUUCGACCACAUCUAGAAUCGGCGUGUAAUCACAUCGACAAAGCCCUGCGCGGUGGAAAGAACGUACUGGUGCACUGUCAACAGGGAGUCUCUCGCUCAGCAUCGAUUGUCAUUGCGUACCUGAUUCGAAACCAUGGGAUGACUUUUGACAACGCCCACUCUCUCCUCAAACGCAAGCGCCCGUGCGUCAAACCCAAUCCUGGAUUCGUCAAGGCCUUGCAAGAAUGGGAAGCAUUCUGGAAGAGACCGAACCCCAUGCGCCGAUUCACUUCCUAA
Messenger RNA from Coprinopsis cinerea okayama7#130, 552 nucleotides. RefSeq lists its product as hypothetical. The record is from RefSeq and is a predicted model, not a curated record. Gene Ontology annotation, cellular component: cytoplasm. NCBI's taxonomy places the organism in Eukaryota, Fungi, Basidiomycota, Agaricomycetes, Agaricales, Psathyrellaceae. Bases 1 to 552 code for a protein of 183 amino acids. The transcript is spliced from 2 exons. Gene Ontology annotation, biological process: protein dephosphorylation; negative regulation of MAPK cascade. Gene Ontology annotation, molecular function: MAP kinase tyrosine/serine/threonine phosphatase activity; protein tyrosine/threonine phosphatase activity.